AUGAUAAAUACCGGGUAAGCCUCAAAACCUAUUUUGUAAAAGUGUAAUUUAGUAAAUUUGCAGGAAAAACGGUGAUUAUAUCGGGUGGAUCGAGAGGAAUCGGCAAAGCAAUCGCAUUGAAAUUGGCAUCAGAUGGAGCUAAUGUCGCUAUCCUAGCAAAAACUACCACUCCACAUCCAAAACUACCCGGUACUAUCUACACAGCUGUUGAGGAGAUUGAGCAAGUAUGGGUUUUUCUUUUUUAUUCAAGUGAGGAGUGAGAGCGUGGCAAUUUUUUAGUGGGUAAUAUUUGUUUUUAAAUCGGAAAUUUCAAAAAAGAUUUAAAAUGGACCGUUUCACGAAGUUUUCAUAAAAAUUCAAAAUAUUUUAGGCAGGAGGCAAAGGCUUACCUUGUGUUUGUGACAUCAGAAGCGAAGAAAGUGUUCAUAAAGCUGUGGAAGACACCGUGAAGAAGUUUGGUGGUAUCGACAUCUGUAUCAACAACGCUAGUGCUAUCUCUUUGACUGGAACGUUGGCCACUCCAAUGAAGAGAUACGAUCUGAUGAAUCAAGUCAAUGCCAGAGGAACUUAUUUAUUGUAGGUUUUUGGGGUGUUUGGUUUAAAAAUAGCUUGAAAACAUGAAAAAUUCUGUUUUUGGAAGAAUUUUGGGACAACGCUGGAGGGAAUGAUAGAAAUUCAACGUUUGUGAUAUUGAUAACAUACUAUAUGAUCAUUGCGAUAUAGUAAAUGACUUUGACGACCUAGCAGUUUACAUAAAUGACAUUGACUACAUAGUAUAUGAUGAAGAGGGCAUGUUACAUGAGAUUGAUCACCGACCAGUUAACGUUACUAUUAUUUCUUCCAUAGUAUAUAGUAUUUGAAAUCAUGACAAGCAUAAAAUAAUGUUUGAGCUGUUCAUUAUAAUGGAGGAAAUUUUCAGAUCUCGUGAAUGUAUUCCAUAUCUAAAACAAGCCAAAAACCCUCACAUUAUGAUGAUGAGCCCGCCUCUUCUUAUGGACAAGGUCUGGUUCAGCAAUCAUGUUGGUAAGACCGUUGUUAUAAAUCUUUGUAUUGGUUUUAGUUUACAUUUUAGGCUACUAUUUUUUUUAAUUUAUUUAAAUAAUAAGAUUCUAAUUUUUAAAAUUUUAAAGCCUACACCAUUGCCAAGUACGGAAUGUCCAUGUGUGUCUUGGGAAUGCACGAAGAACUCCGCCCAGAUGGAAUUGCGGUCAACGCUCUAUGGCCGCAGACUGCUAUCUGGACUUCGGCGAUGCAAAUGUUGUCAGGCGGUGACAAUUCGGCCGGAUCAAGAAAGGUGGAUAUUGUCACGGACGCGGCCUAUGCCUUAUUGUCGAGAAAUUCAAGAGAAUUUACUGGAAACUUUGUCAUCGAUGAGCAGAUCCUGAAGGAAGAAGGAGUGACGAACUUUGACAAAUACGCUUGUGUUCCGGGUAGGUAGUUUUUUGGUUUGGGGAUUAAUUAAAGUUUCUUGCUGUAUUUUUGUUUCAAAAAUUUUUGAACUUCGGAUUUGUUUUUGUUAAAAAUUCUUUUAAAUAUCUCAAAAGACUUGAAAGUUUAAAAAGUGACAAAUUUUGACGUAAUUUUCAAUAAUACUGCUAUAUUGUUGUAGGUGCUCCCCUAACCCCGGACUUUUUCAUCCCUGGAGGUGAAGAUGACUAUGAUAAGGUGAAUCAACAGAAGAAAAAGAAGCCAGUCAGCUCAAAGAACCUACAGCAAGGAAUAUCCAAACUUCAAUUAUUGGCUAACGCCAACAAUGUCAGGGAAACUGGAUGUAUCUUCGAAUUUCACAUCAAGAGUAAGGAAAAGUUAUGUUUUAGGUACUAAAGGUUACUGCUUUUACUUUUUUAUAAAAAUAUGAAUCAGAAUGUCUUUUUUUAUUUUUAAAGUUAGUUUUUUGAUGGAAUUAUUUUUAAAAAUUUUAAAUUUCAGGCGGAUUCGACCGCAAAAUCAUCCACCUCGACCUGAAAAACGGAUCCGGCUCCGUCGGAGAAGGUCCAUCACAAGAAAAGGCCGAUAUCGUUUUCGAAGCCGAUGGACACGAUCUGCUGGACAUUUUGGACGGCAAAUUCAGCCCAUCUCAAGCCUACAUGGCCAAAAAGUUGACUAUCCGCGGCGACGUGACCGUCGCCCUGAAGUUGGAAGCCCUCCUGAGAAAUCUCAAAUAA
Bursaphelenchus okinawaensis is the source of this 2165-nucleotide messenger RNA. The record is from the annotation of a GenBank genome assembly. Lineage: Eukaryota; Metazoa; Nematoda; Chromadorea; Rhabditida; Aphelenchoididae.